This is a messenger RNA of Gasterosteus aculeatus aculeatus (three-spined stickleback), 2268 nucleotides long. RefSeq names its product Rho family GTPase 3a (gene rnd3a). Lineage: Eukaryota; Metazoa; Chordata; Actinopteri; Perciformes; Gasterosteidae. The record is from RefSeq and is a predicted model, not a curated record. Gene Ontology annotation, biological process: small GTPase-mediated signal transduction. Gene Ontology annotation, molecular function: GTPase activity; GTP binding.
CGACUCCGCCACAGAGCGGAGACGCCGCGCAGAGGACGACCCAGAUCCCCGCAGCAUCCCCACGACACGCCCCACGCAGGAUUGGACUUUUCUUUUCUUCUUCUUCUUCUGUUACCUCCGCCCCCCCCUCGCCUCCACCUUCAUCCCACUGCUGAAAUCAAUGAAGGAGAGACGAUCGUGUCAGAAUCUAUCUCUGAAAUCCGGCAUGGAUCCCAGUCAGAGUGUGAAGUGUAAGAUCGUGGUGGUGGGGGACAGCCAGUGCGGGAAGACCGCCCUGCUUCACGUGUUCGCCAAGGACUGUUUCCCCGAGAGCUACGUCCCCACCGUGUUCGAAAACUACACGGCCAGCUUUGAAAUCGACACGCAGAGGAUUGAGCUCAGUUUGUGGGACACCUCAGGAUCUCCGUACUACGACAACGUGAGGCCUCUCUCCUACCCGGACUCGGACGCUGUCCUCAUCUGUUUCGACAUCAGCCGCCCUGAGACACUCGACAGCGUACUGAAAAAGUGGAAAGGGGAGAUCCAGGAGUUUUGUCCCAACACCAAGAUGCUGCUGGUCGGAUGCAAGUCGGACCUGCGCACCGACCUGAACACGCUGGUGGAGCUCUCGACCCACCGGCAGACGCCGGUCUCUUACGACCAGGGGUCCAGCAUGGCCAAGCAGAUCUCGGCGCCCUACAUCGAGUGCUCGGCCCAGCAGUCGGAGAACAGCGUCAGGGACAUCUUCCACGUGGCCACGCUGGCCUGCAUCAACAAGAGCAACAAGCACGUGAAGCGCAGCAAGGCCCCCCGCGGCAACAAGAGGAUUUCACACAUGCCCGGCCGGCCCGAUUUGGCGGCCGUGGCCUCGGACCUGCGGAAGGACAAAGCCAAAAGUUGCUCGGUCAUGUGACUGAUCGGACCGAGGGGGGUCGGACUGAGGAAGAGGGCGGGGCGCAGCGCGAGCAGCGAGCUGUGGGGCGACGCUCUUUCCCGCAUGCUGAAGGCCGCUCGUUUGUCCGGAGAGGGGUUUUAUAAGCUUCGAUUCAUGUUGUUGGAACACUCUGCACCAGUGAAAACUCAACGCGUAGCAGCAUCCCAACCCACAUUGCCCCCCACCCGGCCCCACCCCACCCCGCCUCGCCCCACCAGACGAUGAAGCUACCCCUUCAGCAAGCCAAUUUGCUCGGGAAGUGACCCGCUUCCUCCCGGGAUGGAGGCAGGAAACGAGCAGGCGGAGUGAUGUCACGAGGAGACGCUCACUCGUGAACGGAUGAGGGGGUCUAAGAGCAUGUGAUCAUAUGAAGGAGAGCCAAAGGCGUCGAUUGGGAAGUGUGUGUGUGUGUGUGGGGGUGGGGGUGGGGAGGGUUUGCCGUGUGUGCCGGAUCAAAGACCCUUUUCUCGGAGACUUAGUAUGGACCCGAUUCACUGUUCCCCCCCCCUCCCUCCCCCUUGUUCCCGUGACUGUUAAGACACAAGAAGAGGAAUUUGUCAGUGCUGCACGAAGGAAACCUGAACGCCGCGCCGUGUCCCCUGUCUCUUGACAUGCCGUCGGUAUAAUGUGAGGUCAUCGGCGUGUAACCGCACCCUUGUUUCGUUUAAGCUUCGCCCCGGUUGAGUUUCUGCCACGCUGAGCGAUCCUGAUUUACAGCCCCGCACGUUGUAGCAGCGGUCGGACCGCCAUUAAUUCACGUCGACCGCCACGCCAAGACCUGUUAUCCAAACUGCUCUCCAGAGUCCAUUUUUACAAACAAACGUGGUGUCACUUGAGUAACUGUCAUUGCGCCUCAAAAUACCCUUUUUAAUGGACCCCUAAUGGGUCGGAAAGCUUUAGUCAAAGUGUAAAUGUGUCUAAUUGUGUAAAGUCUGACGGUCGGUUUGAGUCAUUUUUCCACUGCACUUUGGGGAGGAAGCGCAUGUGCAAGCGACAAUUAAAGCAUGUUUAUUAGAAGCUGAAAAUACAUCAGGGCCUCUGCAGUGUAAAUUUGUGUUAAAUUUGUUGGGGGGGGGGUUUACAAUUAAGGAUCUGUUUAAAUAUCAAACGUCGUGGAUGCACUUUCAAUGUAACCUCCCCGAUUUAUAUCUUGCUCAAAUGGCCGUGCUGUGACAUUCGGCUGCUCAGUGGCCCAUCUCUUUAACCGGAUCAGUUGUCCCUUUCCCCAGUGUGCGUUGUCAUGUUUUCUUGAAUGUUGAUGUCACCUUCAGUUGUCUUUGCCAAUGUUGUCUGCGCAGUAUUUAUUGAAUUAUAUAUUUUCCCUUUAGAAUAAAUGCAAAUCAAAUUGAAGAAAA